GUCCCCCUCGCAGGAACGUGGUGGACUUCCUCUUGCGCUCAUGGAAUUAGGGGGCUUCUGCGAGGAACGCAUAACGACUCUUCUACCUCGCAUCUGAAAGUUGAAAGAAGUCGGUCCUGGCCUGGCGUGACAGAGAAUGAGCAGAACUGUGCCUCUUCCCAAAGUCCAUCACAUCACGAAAUACCCAGAAAAGAAGCCAGAAAAAGAGUCCCAUCGACGAGCAGACGGCCUCAAAAGCCUCCUCUCCCAGCUCCAGCGACAUGAUAGCUUAUCUUUACUCCCCCAGCUCCACGCCAGAAUCGUCAAAUUUCCCAAGCACUCCAAGCACCCCUUCCUCCUUACCCGCCUCGCCCACGCCUACCUCCUCUGUAAUUACCUGCCUCCCGCCGAGCGAAUCCUCGCCAAGGCCUUCCCCAAGUCCUCCCCGCCGCCUAUCUUCCUCUGGAACGAGACGAUCAAGGCCCACUCCCGGAACGGCUGCUUCCGAGAAUCCAUCUACGUCUACCGCCGGAUGCUCGCCCGCGGGCUCUGCCCCAACGCCUUCACCUUCACUUUCGUCCUCCCAGCCUGCGCGGGCGCGCUCUCGGCUCCCGACGGCCGGAGGGUCCACAAGGACUCUGUCAGAUUCGGCUUCGACUCCAACCUCUUUGUUGCCACGGCUCUUGUGCACAUGUAUUCUAAGUGCGGGGAGAUUGGUGCUGCCAGGGAGGUGUUCGAUGGAAUGCCCCAGAGAGGUACCGCCACGUUCAAUGCCAUGAUUGCUGGGUGGGUCUUAAAAAUUCCAAUGUAUAUGUGGAAUGGGAAAUGUGAGGAAGCCAUGUCCAUAUUCGACCAAAUGCAGAGACUUGGGGUCCAGUAUGAUGCAAUGACAAUGGUGAGCAUCCUGCAGGCCUGUGCUUCUCUUGGAACCCUGCAGAAAGGAAGAUGGGUUCAUGAACAGGUCAUAAGGGCCCACAUGGAGAUAAAUGUUCACCUGGGUGCAGCACUCAUAAAUAUGUAUGCUCGGUGUGGCAGCAUUGAAGAAUCAAGAAGAGUCUUCGAUGAGAUGCCAAGAAGAGAUCUUAUCAGUUGGACGGCGAUCAUAUGUGGAUAUGGUAUGCAUGGAUUAGCCGAUGAUGCGGAAUCUCUAUUUAACCAAAUGAUGGAAUCUGGAUUUGGCCCUGAUAGCAUUGCUUUUGUUGGACUUUUAUCAGGAUUUAGUCAUAAAGGGAUGGUUCAUAAGGGUCAGAUAUAUUUUAAAAAAAUGACUGAAGAGUACUGUAUUAAGCCUUCUUUGGAGCAUUGUAGUUGCAUGGUUGAUAUGCUUGGUAGGGCUGGAAGACUAGAUGAGGCAGAGGAGUUCAUUAGGAAAAUGCAUCUGGAGCCGGAUCCUGGUGUAUGGGGUGGGCUGUUGAAUGCGUGCAAGAUUCAUGGGAAUGUUGACAUGGGUGAGAGAGUUGUAGAACAAGUCUUAAGAAUAGACCCAUACAAUGCAGGUUGGUAUGUCUUGAUGUCUAACAUCUAUGCCACUGCCAGAUGUUGGGAUGGAGUUGCAAAGAUGAGACUGUUAAUGAAAGAGAGAAAGGUUUCAAAGUCUCCUGGUUGGAGUUCGAUCGAGAUUGGAGGGCAGAGACACAGCUUCCUUGCAUUUGAUCAGUCCCACCCAAGGUCUGACGAGAUAUACAUGCUUAUAAAGAACCUCGAGGAGAGGAUGCAUACAGAGGGAUACAUUGCAGAAACAAAAUGUGUGCUGGUGAAUUUGAAUGAAGAAGUGAAGGAAGACAUGCUAUGUGGGCAUAGGGAAAGACUGGCAACUGCUUUCAGGAUUUUAAGCACGAAGGAAGGGGAGGCUUUGAGAGUGAUUAAGAACCUGAGGCUAUGCAUGGAUUCAUAUCCGAGAUUGUGAAGAGGGAGAUUAUAGUUAGAGAUGCAAGAAGAUUCCACCAUUUUAGAGAUGGGGUGUGCUCUUGUGGAGACUGUUGGUGAAAUUGCUAGGCUUAACUGCUCGAGUGUGUGCUAGGAUAGAGGGUGAUUGAUCCAUCUCCUUACUUAAACUGAUAUGUUGGCUUAUGCGGUAUGAGAUUCCUGAGUCUACCUUCUAGCUGCCAUAAAUUUGGUGCAAGUUCUAUCAAUGAGGAUUUGCCCUUAGAGAUCUGGUUCUGAAUAAAUUGCUAUAGUUAGUAGUCUCAGGUAAGAACAUCCAUGCCAUUUGUAGAAUCCUAGAGUGGGAAUCUGUUGAAGAGACGUCAUUUUUGCUAUGGUCUAUAGUAUGCAAUGCUCUGUCAACACUUUCCAUCGAGGGUUCUUUAAAAAAUUGAUUGAAAAGUCCGUUGAUUUUGAGAUCACAAAGCUUCACAGCUUCCGGCCAUAGGCAGUCCAAGCUAGCUCCUUAGGAUUGAUACCCUUGGAUGGUUAACAUCCGAUUCGGUAUGGCAUUAUAAGCUGAUCUGCUUCUUUUCUUUUUGAUUGUUCGUACUUUUUCAAAACAUUUUCUUCAUUCAGCAUGUACAUGCUUAAUAUAUCUGAAUGCAACAAUCAAAACAGAUUAAGAUUUGAUGACAUGUACUAUUUAUUGAAAACAGAAUCUAAAUGAGAAUGUCAUUUACUGA
Messenger RNA from Elaeis guineensis (African oil palm), 2588 nucleotides. Lineage: Eukaryota; Viridiplantae; Streptophyta; Magnoliopsida; Arecales; Arecaceae. The record is from RefSeq and is a predicted model, not a curated record.